GGCAAAUUCCUUAACAAUUUACAGGAAUUUAUCAAAUAUGAAGAUAUGUUUGACCGCCAAAAUCCUUUUUAAGCACAUUUAAGCUAAAAUCAAUACAUUAGGACACAUAUUGAUAUUCUGGGCAAUAUUAAACAUGAAGAUGAUUGUAUUUCCAUCUCUUAUCCAUCCUAGAAUUAUAUGUGCAAUUAAGCAAAAACAAAUUAUUCGAAUAUUUAGAUCAAAAAUAUGAUAGCUUAGCGAAAUUUAUGCAUUCAGAUGGAGUGUUCCAAUUGCAAUCAUGUCACUCUAAAGAAAUUGAAGGUAUCUCUAUUUAAUUAUUAAGAUUAUGAACUGUAAAACUGCAAAUUAUUUUACGAAUAUAUUGGUAAAGAAUUGUUUUCAGAAUAUUAUGAAUACAAAUACACUUAAUUGUGUGAAAAAGUUACUACUAUGACGUUCUCAACUUAAUUCUGUACUUAACUGACUAGAACUUUAACUUUGAGCACUCAUUCAUUCAAAGAGAAAUUUAAAAGUGGAUUGAAAGACCAAGAGGAUGGUACUUAAAUAUGA
Molecule: messenger RNA, 549 nt
Organism: Paramecium octaurelia
Lineage: Eukaryota; Ciliophora; Oligohymenophorea; Peniculida; Parameciidae
Source: the annotation of a GenBank genome assembly